Molecule: messenger RNA, 457 nt
Organism: Paramuricea clavata
Lineage: Eukaryota; Metazoa; Cnidaria; Anthozoa; Malacalcyonacea; Plexauridae
Source: the annotation of a GenBank genome assembly
AUGCCUGUUAGGUUUGGAGUACCUCAAGGGUCAGUUCUUGGUCCUAUACUCUUUUCAAUAUUCUGUAACGAUUUACCAGAUGUUGUAGUUGAUGAAAAUGAGAAUGUUGAGAUGUAUGCGGAUGAUACAACAUUGUACGUAGUAGCUAGGACUCACGAUCAAGUUGCCAAUAUGCUGAAUAAAACUUUAAAGAAGUUAUAUGAAUGGUGCUGUCUAAAUGGACUGUCUCCUCACCCGGGUAAGACCGAGUACAUGCUUUUAGAUCGAGGGAAAUUUGCUGGUCCACUCCAGGACAUCAGAUUUGGAAACAAUAGUAUUAAACAGGUGCUGGUUUCUAGAUGUUUGGGAUUAGAAAUUGAUUAUCAAUUAAAUUGGACCUACCAUGUUUCUGAAGUUAUUAAAGCAUUUACUCAGAAGUUGAAUUUGUUAAAAUCAUUAUACUUCCUACCGAAAAAAG